This is a messenger RNA of Myotis davidii, 2843 nucleotides long. It is a transcript of the gene CDH4, whose product is annotated as cadherin 4. The transcript has 15 exons. The record is from RefSeq and is a predicted model, not a curated record. NCBI's taxonomy places the organism in Eukaryota, Metazoa, Chordata, Mammalia, Chiroptera, Vespertilionidae. Gene Ontology annotation, biological process: adherens junction organization; cell-cell junction assembly; homophilic cell-cell adhesion. The coding region runs from base 60 to 2612 and encodes 850 amino acids. Gene Ontology annotation, molecular function: cadherin binding; calcium ion binding. Gene Ontology annotation, cellular component: catenin complex; adherens junction; plasma membrane.
UUGCAGUCAAGUUCAGCAACUGUCUGGGGACCGAGGGGACGCAGUAUGAGACCAGCAGCAUGGACUUCAGAGUCGGGGCAGACGGGACGAUCUUCGCCGCCCGGGAACUGUGGAUCCCCGCUGAGGAGGUGGCCUUCACUGUGACCGCGUGGGACCGCCAGAUGGCGCAGCGAUGGGACGCCCUGGUGCGGCUGCUGGUGGCCCAGACCUCGUCCCCCCGCUCUGGACACAAGAUGCCGCAGAUGCCUCAGAAAGGAAAGAAGACUCCAGCCCUGGACCUCACCCCGCCUCCCAGCGACAUGCUACUGCCGUGGCCCCAGCAUCCACCUUCCAGUGGCCUGGGCCUGCGGAGGCAGAAGCGGGACUGGGUCAUCCCACCCAUCAACGUGCCGGAGAAUUCUCGCGGGCCCUUCCCGCAGCAGCUCGUGCGGAUCCGGUCCGACAAAGACAACGACAUCCCCAUCCGGUACAGCAUCACGGGCGUGGGCGCCGACCAGCCGCCCAUGGAGGUCUUCAGCAUCGACUCCAUGUCCGGCCGCAUGUACGUCACUCGGCCCAUGGACCGGGAGGAGCGGGCCUCCUACCACCUCCGAGCCCACGCCGUGGACAUGAACGGCAACAAGGUGGAGAACCCCAUCGACCUGUACAUCUAUGUCAUCGACAUGAACGACAACCGUCCCGAGUUCCUCAACCAGGUCUACAACGGCUCCGUGGACGAGGGCUCCAAGCCAGGCACUUACGUGAUGACAGUCACGGCCAAUGAUGCCGACGACAGCACCACGGCUAACGGGAUGGUGCGGUACCGGAUCCUGACCCAGACCCCACAGAGCCCGUCCCAGAACAUGUUCACCAUCAACAGCGAGACGGGGGACAUUGUGACCGUGGCCGCCGGCCUGGACCGAGAGAAAGUUCAGCAGUACACAGUCAUUGUUCAGGCCACAGACAUGGAGGGAAACCUCAACUACGGCCUCUCGAACACAGCCACAGCCAUCAUCGCGGUGACAGACGUGAAUGACAACCCGCCAGAAUUCAUCGCGAGCACGUACGCAGGGGAAGUCCCCGAAAACCGGGUGGAGACCGUGGUCGCAAACCUCACGGUGCUGGACCGAGAUCAGCCCAGGUCACCAAACUGGAACGCCGUCUACCGCAUCAUCAGUGGGGACCCCUCGGGGCACUUCACCAUCCGCACGGACCCCGUCACCAACGAGGGCAUGGUCACCGUGGUGAAGGCCGUGGACUAUGAGCUGAACAGAGCAUUCAUGCUGACCGUGAUGGUGUCCAACCAGGCGCCCCUGGCCAGUGGGAUCCAGAUGUCCUUCCAGUCCACAGCGGGGGUGACCAUCUCGGUCAUGGACGUCAACGAGGCCCCCUACUUCCCCUCCAACCACAAGCUCAUCCGCCUGGAGGAGGGCGUGCCCCCGGGCACCGUGCUCACCACGUUUUCGGCGGUGGACCCCGACCGCUUCAUGCAGCAGGCCGUGAGAUACUCAAAGCUGUCAGACCCGGCCAGCUGGCUGCGCAUGAACGCCACCAACGGGCAGGUCACCACGGCGGCCAUCCUGGACCGCGAGUCCCUCUACACCAAAAACAACGUCUACGAGGCCACCUUCCUGGCGGCUGACAACGGGAUCCCCCCAGCCAGUGGCACCGGGACCCUCCAGCUCUACCUCAUCGAUAUCAAUGAUAACGCCCCCGAGCUGCUCCCCAAGGAGGCGCAGAUCUGCGAGAAGCCCGGCCUGGACACCAUCAACAUCACAGCAGCCGACGCCGACAUCGACCCCAACGUUGGCCCCUAUGUCUUUGAGCUGCCCUUCGUCCCCGCCGCUGUGCGGAAGAACUGGACCAUCACCCGCUUAAAUGGCGACUACGCCCAGCUCAGCUUGCGCAUCCUGUACCUGGAGGCGGGAGUGUACGAUGUUCCCAUCAUGGUCACAGACUCUGGGAACCCCCCCCUGUCCAACACGUCCAUCAUCAAAGUCAAGGUGUGCCCAUGCGACGAGAACGGCGACUGCACCACCAUUGGCGCGGUGGUGGCCGCUGGCCUGGGCACAGGUGCCAUCGUGGCCAUCCUCGUCUGCAUCGUCAUCCUGCUGACCAUGGUCCUACUGUUCGUCGGGUGGAUGAAGCGGCGGGAGAAGGAGCGGCACACAAAGCAGCUUCUCAUCGACCCGGAGGACGAUGUGCGUGACAACAUCCUCAAGUACGAUGAGGAAGGCGGCGGCGAGGAAGACCAGGUGAGGCGGCCGUGCGUCCUCGGUCACAGCGGGAGGGGGGCCAUGUCUAGGACAAAGGGGCAUGUAAGGGAGGUGGAGCAGCCUGGGCAGCGGGGUCCCCUGGGGGCCCAUNNNNUAUACCCGGUCAGGCCUGUGGUGCCCCACCCAGGGGACAUCGGAGACUUCAUCACCGAGGGACUUAGAGCGGCAGACAACGACCCCACAGCGCCCCCCUACGACUCCCUGCUGGUCUUCGACUAUGAAGGCAGUGGCUCCACGGCAGGCUCCGUCAGCUCCCUAAACUCAUCCAGCUCCGGGGACCAAGACUACGAUUAUCUGAACGACUGGGGGCCCCGGUUCAAGAAGCUGGCGGACAUGUACGGAGGUGGCGAGGACUGACCGACCUCUCCCCACGGACCAAAGCCGGACCAGCACUCGGAGGGACAGACGGACAGACAGAGGAGCAGGACUGGGGGAGGCCGCUGGUCCUCCCAACUCCCCGCAGACACGUCAUUUAGUGGUGCGCUAGGGGGUCUCCCCGCCCCAGCCCCCCAACAUUGAGCUGUCUGGCAUGAACACUUCUCGCCGCCGCCCAUCACGGGAGCUGACAGUCACUAAAGGAAGCGAGAG